Messenger RNA from Theobroma umbraticum, 672 nucleotides. Its product is annotated as glutamyl-tRNA(Gln) amidotransferase subunit C. NCBI's taxonomy places the organism in Eukaryota, Viridiplantae, Streptophyta, Magnoliopsida, Malvales, Malvaceae. Gene Ontology annotation, cellular component: mitochondrion; chloroplast; glutamyl-tRNA(Gln) amidotransferase complex. The record is from RefSeq and is a predicted model, not a curated record. Gene Ontology annotation, biological process: glutaminyl-tRNAGln biosynthesis via transamidation; regulation of translational fidelity; mitochondrial translation.
CGAUAACGUAGCAAAGUAUGGCAGGGAUCACUUGCAAUCCGUAAACCCACGGCAAAAAAAUGGGGAGCAGAGCUUUGCUGGUGCUCACCAACUUCAAGUUUAAAAGCAGCUCUGCUUAUUCUUCUUCAAAACCCUUUUACCUUAUUAAGAGUAGCCCCACAAUACGAAAGUUCUCCACGAAAACGAGGUCGUCUUUGCAGCCACCGGAUGUGCCUCGUCUGGCUGAAACAGCUCGUAUUUCACUCGCCCCAAAUGAGGUUGAAGAAUUUGCUCCCAAAAUUCGACAAGUGAUAGACUGGUUUGGGCAACUUCAAGCUGUUGAUCUGGACAGUGUGGAGCCCGCUAUUAGAGCUGACACUGAAGGUGAUAAUUUGCGUGAAGAUGUCCCUGAAACAUUUGAGAAUAAGGAAGCACUGAUAGCGUAUGUUCCAAGCUAUGAGGAGCCGUAUAUCAAAGUUCCUAAAGUAUUGAACAAGGAGUAAGACUGUUUGGGCACCACAGUAUUGUCUUUAGUACCCUAAGAAUUUCAUGUAUGUAAGUGGCCUCAAAUUCUCAUUUAUAUUGCUUUGGAGGAGAUGAAUUCCCCACUGAUAUCCCUCUUUGUAAUGUUUGGCAAUGAACUGAUACGUGUUCCCGGCACACUUUUCUCUGAAAGAUUAUGCUUUUUGUUCA